Penicillium subrubescens is the source of this 1404-nucleotide messenger RNA. It is a transcript of the gene slu7, whose product is annotated as mRNA splicing protein SLU7. The transcript has a single exon. Gene Ontology annotation, biological process: mRNA splicing, via spliceosome. Gene Ontology annotation, molecular function: pre-mRNA 3'-splice site binding. Bases 1 to 1404 code for a protein of 467 amino acids. The record is from RefSeq and is a predicted model, not a curated record. Gene Ontology annotation, cellular component: spliceosomal complex. NCBI's taxonomy places the organism in Eukaryota, Fungi, Ascomycota, Eurotiomycetes, Eurotiales, Aspergillaceae.
AUGUCGUCCAGAAAGCCAGCCGAUGUGGCGUCCAAGGAGCGCAACGAAUACAUUCCGUCCUUCAUCUCGAAAAAGCCCUUUUACGUCGACGAUGAAUCCAACGACGACUACCUUGAACAUCAGCGUCUACAAAAGAAAGCCCAAGAUCAGUCCAAAUGGUACGACCGAGGAAAGCGCGCGGGACCAGCUGCGACCAAAUAUCGCAAAGGUGCAUGCGAAAACUGCGGCGCAAUGACGCACAAGGCCAAAGAAUGUCUAAGCCGACCAAGGAAACAGGGCGCAAAGUGGACUGGCAAGGAUAUUCAGGCGGACGAGGUCGUUCAGAAGGUCGAUAUGGGAUGGGACGCGAAGAGAGAUCGCUGGAACGGCUAUGACGCCAGUGAAUAUCGCCAGGUCGUUGAUGAAUAUGAAGAGCUCGAGUCGAUGAAGCGAGCGGCGAAAGAGGGAGCCGAUCUUCAAAGAUUACAGGAUGGAGAGGACGGAGAAGACGCGCAAGACGAAGAUAUCCGCUACGCUGAAGAAUCCGACAUGGGCCGACAUCAGAGCACCGCCACGCGCAACCUCCGUAUCCGAGAAGACACCGCUAAGUAUCUUCUCAAUUUGGACCUCGACUCCGCGAAAUAUGAUCCAAAGACUCGUCGAAUGGUGGACAUGGGUGCCCAAGAGGAUCUGGCUUCUGCGCUGGUUGCAGAGGAAAACUUUGUCCGUGCUUCUGGCGACGCUGCCGAAUUCGAGAAGGCUCAGCGCUAUGCCUGGGACGCUCAAGAAGCAGGCCGGGCCCAGAUCCACUUGCAAGCGAACCCAACAUCUGGAGAAUUCCUCCGGAAGAAGGAGAAAGAGGAAACCGAGGCCAAACGCCAAGCCCAUCGUAAGGCCCUCUUGGACAAAUACGGAGGCAACGAGCACCUGGGCGCCACCCCGCUGCGUGACACAAUGGUUGUUGAGAACGAGCGGUUUGUGGAAUACGACGAGUCUGGUGCCAUCAAGGGCGCUCCCAAGAAAGCCACCAAGUCGAAGUACCCUGAAGACAUUAUGGUCAAUAACCAUACUUCGGUUUGGGGUAGUUGGUGGUAUGAAUUCAAAUGGGGCUACGCUUGCUGUUGCUCGACUGUCAAGAACAGCUAUUGCACGGGCGAAGAUGGCAAGGAAGCCUUCCAGCAAGAAGGCAAUAUGUUGUUACUAGCAGAGGCAGAUGGCAAUGCCGAUGGCGAUGACUUGGAAAUCUCAAAUGAUACCCGCGAGUCCGAGCGGGCUGAGGCACAAGAAUCGACGGUGAACAGCAAGAAGCGGACCUUGGAGGAGAUCAAAUCUGGAAUCACAGAAGCAGAGCUUGAAUCAUACAAGCGAAGUCGGCUGGAUGCUGAAGACCCCAUGGCGAAAUUCAUCGGAAAAGAUUUUGACUAG